Temnothorax curvispinosus is the source of this 735-nucleotide messenger RNA. RefSeq lists its product as uncharacterized. NCBI's taxonomy places the organism in Eukaryota, Metazoa, Arthropoda, Insecta, Hymenoptera, Formicidae. The record is from RefSeq and is a predicted model, not a curated record. Bases 1 to 735 code for a protein of 244 amino acids. The transcript has a single exon.
AUGUGGCCGCAUCUACGCGAUUUAUUGUUAGCAGAUCCCGAUCCCUCUUGUAAUCGCCCGAUUCAUGUUGUACUAAUCGGCGCGGAUUUAUACGGGUCGUUGCUGCUCGACGGCCUCCGUCAAGGCCCGGUCGGCACCCCGACGGGCCAGCUUACUGUUUUCGGGUGGAUCGUCUCCGGUCCUGCCAGCACCGCGUGCCCAGCCGGAGAGUCCGCUCCCGUUUUGAAUUGCGUAUCUUGCGAGGAUUCCUUGAUUCAAAGUUUUUGGGAGGACGAAAGUAUCCCCUCUCAAAAUCCUCUCACCAAAGAGGAAGAACGUUGCAAAAAUCAUUUCGCUAGUACGCAUUCUCGCGAUUCUCAAGAACGUUACAUUGUUCGUUUGCCUUUCAAGAAUGGCCCUCCUCACAUAGGCGACACUUUUCGAAAGGCUUCUUUCUUGUAUUCCAAAAUGGAGCGCCGACUCUCGCAGAAACCCGAGAUUGCCGCUCAGUAUCACGAUUUCCUAAAGGAGUACGAAUCCAUGGGGCACAUGGAAGAGGUACACUACGACGAGCUUUCUCGAUAUCCCUCGGUGUACAUUCCGCAUCAUUUCGUUUUACGCGAAUCGAGUACGACUACUAAGUUACGCGUCGUGUUUAACGCGUCGAGCAAAUCGGACGAUAAAACCACUCUCAAUGAUUUUCUAAUGGCGGGACCGAAGCUCCAACAAGACAUCGCUGCAAUAAUUUUACGCUAA